This is a messenger RNA of Hylaeus anthracinus, 3222 nucleotides long. RefSeq names its product troponin I (gene wupA). Gene Ontology annotation, cellular component: troponin complex. Gene Ontology annotation, biological process: muscle contraction. The coding region runs from base 145 to 741 and encodes 198 amino acids. The transcript has 8 exons. Lineage: Eukaryota; Metazoa; Arthropoda; Insecta; Hymenoptera; Colletidae. The record is from RefSeq and is a predicted model, not a curated record.
UACCACGUGAACAGCCUACGACGGAGGUUCGCGACGUGGACUAGGGAUCCACGAUGGCACAGUCAGCUGCCUAAGGUCCGGUUGGCCAGUCGCAGCCAGGAAAGUUCUUCUCAAGGUAGACGCGUGUAGCAGCCAGGUACAACGAUGGCGGACGAUGAGGAAAAGAAGAGGAAACAGGCGGAGACCGACAGAAAGAGGGCGGAGGUCCGCGCCCGCCUCGAAGAGGCUUCCAAAGCCAAGAAGGCGAAGAAGGGUUUCAUGACCCCUGACAGGAAGAAGAAGCUUAGGUUGUUGCUGCGUAAGAAAGCCGCCGAGGAAUUGAAGAAAGAACAAGAGAGAAAAGCUGCGGAAAGGAGGCGCAUCAUCGAGGAACGCUGCGGAAAGCCCAAGGACACCGACAACGCGAGCGAAGCCGAGCUCCAGACGAUCUGUUCGGCAUAUUGGAACAGACUAUACUCGCUCGAGGGCGAUAAGUUUGACCUCGAGAGGCAAAUUAGGUUGAGAGAAUUCGAGAUCGCGGACUUGAACAGCCAAGUGAACGACCUCCGAGGUAAAUUCAUGAAACCCACGCUGAAGAAGGUCUCGAAGUACGAGAACAAGUUCGCCAAGCUCCAGAAGAAGGCUGCCGAGUUCAACUUCCGUAACCAGCUUAAACAGGUUAAGAAGAAGGAAUUCACCCUCGAGGAGGAAGAUAAGGAGCCCAAGAAGUCCGAGAAGGCAGAGUGGCAGACGAAGAAGUAGAUUUUAAAAAGCCAAAAGAUAAAACGAAAACAACCAUAAAAAAAAAAAAGAGAUUGAAUGAAACCGAUACACAAACGCACGCGUACACAGAGAACAUGUAAUAACAAUGUAACGUUGAAAGAGCUUUAGUAUCCACAAACGCAUAAAGUAUAAAGUAACGUCCGCGUGCACGCGUUUUUAUUUCGAACCGUGCGUAAACAGCGCAGAAUCGAAAAGAGAAGCGCGAAUGUCAGGAAGCCACGACCAAUACACACUCUGGAGAAAUGUUUUCCUUCGUUGUCACAUCCGACGAUUACCGCACGUUUAUCAACGUGAUCUGUUUCGCCAUUAUUUCCCACCCUCGAACCGUUCGCAAAAAAUUCGUUCGUUUUACUGUACAGCAUGGAUCGUGCCGCGAGCAAAUAGUAGAUUGCACGUACGAUAGUCAGGUUAUAAUUCGGGUCUCUUCCUCGACUCGUCGAUGAUCGGAUCGCGAGUUACGAAACGAGAGAAAUAACAAGAAAGGGAAUAUCUGUGUUUCAAUAAAUGAUCGAAAAAAGUGCAUGUCAAUGGAGCCACAUGUUUUCGUCGAAUAUCAUUUCUCGCAUUUCCAACCCUUUUUCAACGACACGACAACUUUUACAUUCGCGGGUGAAUUUUUUUUAUUCGACAGAACAAUGUUUUGGUUUUCGAUUUCCGUUUUGUAUAUAAAAAAAUGAAGGGAAUUCACUUAUCGUUGCCAAACGAACGAUACUGGAAACUAAUUGAACGAACAUGUGCGCAGCGUAAAUUGUUACUUUCCGAUAGUUUUCGGUUUUAGAAAUUCCGUUGUUUUGAAAACUGUAUGAAAGGGAUUGGAUGUACAUUUUUUUUCCAAAAAUUUAUUUUGCAUACGGAACCAUGCUCGACUGCGAUUCGAUUCGCGAUGGCCGCCAAAGACGACUAUUUUUUCAGUCCAGAAAUCCAUAUGGCGUUCGAUAACGCGAGGGAUCGAGUGUUAUCGAGAACCGAUCCGCUCUGCUCCACUAAUUUUUUCUCCGCGCUUUGAAUUCUUUUCUUUCUAUCCACGUUUCAAUCUUCCGUGACGAUACCAUUCGAGAGUCAUCGUCGAUGAUCGCGUCUACGCUGUAAUUUGCUUUUUAACUCGCGUCUCGCUGUCGUUUUCUUCUUUACCUAUCUCUCUCUUUCUCUCUCUCUCUCUAUUAUAACUCGGUAAUCUGCGCGACAAGCACGCAAUACUCGGUAAAAGUAACUAUUAAAAGAGAAAAAAUAUAUACAUAUAAGAGAAGCGAUAAAAGGUGAGAAUGGCUUACAAAGUAUAUUUAAGAACUCACAGACUUUUCUUCCUCAUUUCGUACGUAAUAGCAGAAGCGCUUUACUCACAAGUGCCUUUUCACUCUUCUCUAUCUCUGUUUCUAUCACUUACUCUAAUUAUUCAUUUAUUUACUGUGUCUGCACUCAUUUUCGUUUAUCUUUUGCGUCUCUUUUUACGCGUUGAUCGCGCGCAGGCUCCCCCACGCAAAACACCGCAGUUAGGGAAAUGAUUGUCGUGUGCUGCGCAAGUUUAAGAAAGGUUCAAAGGGGCACAUUCAAACGAAGGCUGAUCACUUUCACUUAAAAUCUCUUUCCAAGACGCAAUAAAGCUCUCUUGCAGCUUGCCUUUACCGCCAUCGUUCGGCUGCCAUGCUUCCAGGCUGUACAUGUGUAGGAUUGUUGUCCCGUCUGAAUUUUUGUUUAAUCGCGACCGCGCAUCGAGCCUCGUGAUUGUUUUCUUUUAUGGAUUAUUUAUUUUUUUAUUAUUAAAAUUCUGAGGAUGGUGUCGACUUUGGAAACAGGAAAUCUUUAGCGAUUACUGGGACUUUCGAAGUUGAUGUAUGUUGUGCUUGAUACUAACUGAGACAUCCAGGUGUAAACUGUAUACCUUUGAGUAAGAUACACCUGGAACUCUCAAUUAGUAGCAUGAGGAUUUAUGGAAGCCUCAGUUGGUAGCAUGAGGAUUUAUGGAAGCCUCAGUUAGUAGCAUGAGGAUCCAUAGGAGCCUUAGUCAGUAUCGUGAGGAUUUAUGGAAGCCUCAGUUAGUAGCAUGAGGAUCUAUAGAAACCUCAGUUAGUAGCAUGAGGAUCUAUGGAAUCCUCAAAUAUCUCACGACAUAUUUCAAUUCGAAAACAAGCACAUCACACCGUUGGAAUAUUCGAUUAAAAUACAUUUAAUACGAAAUAUCAAUUUCUGUAGAGUAUUUGAAAAGAACUAGUCGAUGCGCGGUUCGAUCCUGCCACUACCGUCGAUCGUGAGUCAUGCCGGCGGCGAUCGAAGUUUCCACGAUCGAUAGCAGCACGCGAGUCGCGUGUAACGGAGACUUUGAUCGUCCAUGAAUCGCGAGCGACGCGUUGUUAAUCGUUAAGUUAUUAAUUAGUACGUAUGCUCUAAUAAUUGUCCACGUCUUAUCUGUUGACUAAUGAUGUUGCUCUUGCAUUAUGUUCGCAGAACGCGUCAAAAGAUAAG